This is a messenger RNA of Prunus armeniaca (apricot), 648 nucleotides long. The record is from the annotation of a GenBank genome assembly. Lineage: Eukaryota; Viridiplantae; Streptophyta; Magnoliopsida; Rosales; Rosaceae.
AUGAAGGUGUUUUAUCGAGAAAGACUCAAUGGGUAUUAUGGAGUUUCAGUGUUCAUCGUAUCCAACUUCCUCUCUUCAUUCCCAUUCUUGGCUGUAGUUACUCUUACCAAGAGCCUCAUGAUGGUUGUAGCUUCUCUGGUUCCCAAUUUCCUGAUGGGCAUAAUUACAGGAGCUGGAAUCAUGGGAAUCCUGAUGAUGACCUCUGGAUUCUUCCGCUUGCUGCCGGAUCUUCCCAAGCCAUUCUGGCGCUACCCAGUUUCAUAUCUCAGUUAUGGCUCAUGGGGAAUACAGGGCGCCUAUAAGAAUGAUUUUAUUGGCCUUGAGUUUGAUCCAAUGAUACCUGGUGAUCAAAAACUGACGGGUGACUUUAUCAUCCAACAUAUGUUUGGGAUACCAAUAGACCACUCCAAGUGGUGGGACUUGGCUGCUAUUGUAGCGAUUCUUGUGUCGUACCGGGUUCUCUUUUUCGUAAUUCUCAAGUUCAAGGAGAACGCAUUGCCGUUGUUUCAGACACUCUACGCAAAGAGAACACUACAACAGCUUGACAAGAGGCCUUCCUUCAGGAAAGUACCCUCUAUUAGUUCCAAGAGGCACCAACCUCUCCACUCACUGUCUUCUCAAGAGGGCCUUAACUCUCCACUGCAGUAG